UCUAAUCAGCGGUAAAAAGUUAAAAAAAAUUACAUAGAUCAAUAAAACCGAAGAAUGGAACGACGGCAACAGAACCCAAUCAGUAACGACAGAAGAGGGCGGUUGUGGCGAUCGAUGUCGACGGCGGGAUCAGCCUCCGCCGGCAGUGGCACAAGAGAGGCUCCGGCAAAGGCUAUGGUGACGGAGCAGAUAUCUCAGGCGGUUCAAUCCUCCGCCAACCUCCUCCACCUGAUGCAGAACUCUUCUCCGGCUCAGGCCAAACUCACUAAGCUUCAGAACCUUAUGGCAAAGGUUUCUACUAUGAAGAAUACAGAGCAGAUUUUAGAGCAACUUCCUCGGGUGAUAUCAUCUUUGGAUGCAUAUAUGGAUAAUGGACUGCAAAACAUGGCACAUUUGAAGACUGUGGUUCAGUUAAUGGAAAACAUGCAAAGCAGCCAGAACUUGAACAACGAAGCCAAACUGAAGGGCCAGGUUAAGGGAAAUCUUUUUUCUUUGGAGUUUCACCUUUGGUUGAAGGUUAUUCAAGUGGAGAAAUAUGUGAGCACUAGAGAUAAUGUAGCAUAA
Messenger RNA from Arachis duranensis, 564 nucleotides. RefSeq names its product tobamovirus multiplication protein 2B-like. Lineage: Eukaryota; Viridiplantae; Streptophyta; Magnoliopsida; Fabales; Fabaceae. The record is from RefSeq and is a predicted model, not a curated record.